Messenger RNA from Hermetia illucens (black soldier fly), 753 nucleotides. RefSeq lists its product as uncharacterized. Gene Ontology annotation, cellular component: nucleus. The transcript is spliced from 3 exons. Gene Ontology annotation, molecular function: zinc ion binding. NCBI's taxonomy places the organism in Eukaryota, Metazoa, Arthropoda, Insecta, Diptera, Stratiomyidae. The coding region runs from base 58 to 753 and encodes 231 amino acids. The record is from RefSeq and is a predicted model, not a curated record.
AUCAACAAGUAAACAAGGUGAACUGUGUGAAGUAAAGUUUACGUUGGAUUCAAAAUCAUGGAAAUGACCUAUAGAAUAACGAACGGCAUUCGCCUGGCGUCAAUAUGCCGAAUAUGCUUGCGUUCGGGGCAGUGCUUACAUCCGGUCAUUGAUUCGGUUGUGCCAAACUUUCACGCGCCGCCCAUCGCCGUGAUUCAAUUGUGGAAGAUUUUCGACGAAUUAUUGUUAUCACAUGGACCCAAUUUUCCCGACAGUAUAUGCGGUGACUGUUUGCAUUCCAUCCAAAGCCAUUACUUGUUCAUGUUAAAAUGCGAAGAGGCAGAUGCACUACUGAAGGGGAUUAAUCAGCUCAACAGUCCUCUCACGAGGUUUCAUCGAAACAUCCAAAACCCAACCCAUAGUAAAAGUGAUCCCAGAAAACAAUGCAAAGUCCCUGAUCCAAUUGGUAAACAUCCAGAAGGAAGGAUCACGGCACAGUUGCGUCUGGCUGGUCAAGCUUCUCCAAAGUACAAACGACUUAGGAAAAAUGCAGCAAUUUCAACGAGAAAGCGGGAAUUAUUGAGAAGACGUAUUCUCCGCUCAUCAUUCAGGAAAAUUCAAAGUGGACGACUGCUCAAGCUCAAGACGGCUGCUAUUCUCAACAAGAAUGAGGAGAUCAUUCGCGUAAGCAACGCCUUCAAACACAGAAUUAACCUUACCCAACAGUUCAUCCAUCAUCAGGAUCCAUAUAAAUGGACCUGCGAUCCUUCAUGA